AUGGUUGACGACGUCAUCCGCGCCGUCCCUGAGUACCUGGGGCGAUCAUCACCGUUGCAUCAACGGUUCAUGGAGCUGCAGGAGGUCUUCACGUCCACCAAUCUCGAGGUGCAAGGGAUCCACGAGGUGCGGUGGCUUUCAAGGGGUGCUGCAGUCGCCCGCUUUGUCGAGGUCCUCCCUGCCAUCGUGGUGAUGCUAUUAGAGUGGAAAGACCAGACAAUGUACGAGCUUGUCACGUCCUACCGGUUUCAGUUCCUGCUACGGUUCCUCGCGGACGUUCUGGAGCUCCUCAACAUCCUCUCCAAGGGUUUCCAGCAGCGAGAGCUCGACUACCCCUUGGUGCAUACGCAGAUUUUGCGCACAACGUCUCUCUUGGACAGCCGGUACAUCGACUACGGAGACGACUUCGGCGGCGGCCCCAACGAGCGGCUUUAUCGCUUAAUUGAAAAGCACGGACCGAAGGGGUCACCAGAGAUGGUGGUGGAAGGCGCGUCGUCGGAUGGGAGCCUCAACCGCUUCAAGGUCACCCUACACGAGCGCAGAGUGGCGAACUAUCUUGGGCCAGGUCAUUACGACGCGUGUGUGGCGCUCUGCGCCGACAUGGCCGAGCUCCUCGUCCAACAGCUCCAGUCAAAGCUCGGCGACCUCGACUCUCUUUCCGGCGUGCGAAUUUUCAUUCCUAACUUGUGGCAACUGAAUUGGGAAAGGCACGCGCGGCAGGCACAGUGCCUUGAGUGGCUGUUGUCGCUAGUCACUCUGUUUCGCGCCGAUGACUCGGACGAGAUUCUACCAGGUCAGUUCAUGAUUGCCCGCUCGUUCGACCAUUGA
Closterium sp. Naga37s-1 is the source of this 828-nucleotide messenger RNA. NCBI's taxonomy places the organism in Eukaryota, Viridiplantae, Streptophyta, Zygnematophyceae, Desmidiales, Closteriaceae. The record is from the annotation of a GenBank genome assembly.